Messenger RNA from Eublepharis macularius, 9642 nucleotides. It is a transcript of the gene SSTR2, whose product is annotated as somatostatin receptor 2. Gene Ontology annotation, biological process: cellular response to estradiol stimulus; cellular response to glucocorticoid stimulus; neuropeptide signaling pathway. Gene Ontology annotation, molecular function: somatostatin receptor activity; neuropeptide binding. Gene Ontology annotation, cellular component: membrane; neuron projection. Lineage: Eukaryota; Metazoa; Chordata; Lepidosauria; Squamata; Eublepharidae. The coding region runs from base 180 to 1298 and encodes 372 amino acids. The record is from RefSeq and is a predicted model, not a curated record. The transcript is spliced from 2 exons.
GUUCUCCGGGGCGGCUCGGCCGUCGAGCUCAACGCGCGCGAAUUGCGCGUCUGCCCGGGAAAGAGGGAGGAGACCCGGGAAUGAUCUUUCCACUCAUCUGGGAGCACCCUGAGUCAACUGACAUGACCGUUUUCUUUGCCUGAAGUGUUUUCCUGGCACACGGUAACACCAGUUGCACCAUGGACCUGAAGUAUGACUUGCUCAACACCACAGUGUUCUGGUUUCCCUCAGCCUCUCAGUUUGAUAGUUUCUCCCCAGAGACUCCUACCACGAACACCUCCAUAAACAUCACGGGCAACCACUAUGACCUGACCAGCAAUGCCAUCCUCACCUUCCUUUAUUUUGUGCUUUGCAUUGUGGGACUGUGUGGUAACACCCUGGUCAUUUAUGUCAUCCUCCGCUAUGCCAAGAUGAAGACGAUCACCAACAUCUACAUACUCAACUUGGCGAUAGCCGACGAACUGUUCAUGUUGGGGCUGCCGUUUUUGGCGAUGCAGGUGGCUCUAGUCCAUUGGCCCUUCGGGAAAGCCAUCUGUCGGAUUGUCAUGACUGUGGAUGGCAUCAACCAGUUCACCAGCAUCUUCUGCCUCACAGUAAUGAGUGUUGACAGGUACCUUGCUGUAGUGCAUCCCAUAAAAUCUGCCAAAUGGAGGCGGCCGACAACAGCAAAGAUUGUCAAUGUAGCUGUAUGGGGCAUUUCCCUUCUGGUCAUCAUGCCGAUCAUGAUAUAUGCCGGAGUUGCCCAUAACCAUGGAAGCAGUAGCUGUACCAUCAUCUGGCCAGAUGAGUCUGGCGCUUGGUAUACUGGUUUCAUAAUCUAUGCCUUUAUUCUCGGCUUCUUGGUCCCCCUUACCAUCAUCUGCCUUUGUUACCUCUUCAUUAUCAUCAAAGUCAAGUCCUCUGGUAUCAGGGUGGGCUCCUCUAAGAGGAAAAGAUCAGAGAAGAAAGUUACCCGGAUGGUGUCCAUUGUGGUGGCUGUUUUCAUCUUUUGCUGGCUGCCCUUCUACAUCUUUAACGUCUACUCGGUCUCGGUCUCCAUUGUGCCCACCCCGGUUCUCAAGGGCAUGUUUGAUUUUGUUGUGGGCCUCACCUAUGCCAAUAGCUGUGCUAACCCUAUCCUCUAUGCCUUCUUGUCUGAUAACUUCAAGAAAAGCUUCCAGAACGUUCUCUGCCUGAUGAAAGUCAGUGGCAUGGAUGAAACAGAUAGGAGUGACAGCAAGCAGGAUAAAUCCAGGUUAAAUGAAGCCACAGAAACCCAAAGGACACUGCUCAAUGGAGACCUCCAGACAAGCAUCUGAAAGACUUCUGCAGCUGUCCAGUCAUCUCCUUCCUGCUUCUUCAUAGAAGGCAGCAGCCCACGGCAAAUCAGGUCUUUCUCCCUUCUCUUAAGGGAAGGGUCAUGCAUGAGAUGGAUUGGUUCGUGGAGUAGGCUUGCUUCUCAGUCAAGGAAGGACAUUUUGGAAGGUGUUAAUUUUAAAAAGCUAAUAUGUAGGGGUAAAUAAGUCCUGAAGCAUGCACAAAUAUGUGUAUGUCUGCACACGGUGUAAUCAUGCAUUGAGAGAAUCCCUACAGCAUAUCUACAAGAGUGAUUUUGAGAUAAAAACCCCUCACAGAUUUUUCCAGUAAGUACAUGGACUACAGUUUUAUACUCUCUAUUUCCAAUUUCAACUAGACUUUUUAAAAAAGGACUUGGUUGAAUCAAAUACAUGUCGGCCCCCUAACGAAGCCGAGUGAGACAUAGGCAAGAGGUUGGCAUUCAGAAAAGUUAUCAGCCUAGGAAAGCAGAGACCUGGAAACUCCCCACCUUCAAUCUGUAGGUGCUUCCAAAGCACAGCUUUAUGUGCUGUUGAGUAGGCAAAUGUUGAAUAUAUAUUUCUAUCAAAACUGAAAAUCCAUACGGCCAUAAGGCAAUGUGUGUGUGUUUAGGGAGAAGAACUGAUAUCCACCAUCUUGGUUACAAACCCAUUAAUGAAAUGGUAUCUUCAGAGUUAGGACUGGAAACUUUCAUAGCUUAAAUCAGUGCAGAAAAUAUAUGGAUGCUGUUGGGGAGAGGAGAAUCUCUCUCUCUCUCUCUCUAGCUAUAACGAGAUCCUUUAUCAUCAUUUGACAGAAAUGAUGUUUUGCCCUGUUUCCAUCCCCGUUACAAGGCCUCUUUAAUUGUUUUUGUAUUUAAAGAUCUGCUGUUGAUAGGAUGUGUACUGUCAAAGCAUUAGAUUGAAUUUCUAGUAUCUGUCAGUUGAAUAAGAAUGAUCCACCUGGGAUGGGGUUAAAAUUUACCUUUUCCGUCAUGGCCCAGUUCUCCUGAUCCUGUACCAGAUUGAAAAGACAUAUAGUACCGUUCCUUCUGUCCCUUACUUUUCUAUUAGAAUCAGAACCGAGCAAAUUUACAAUCACAUGAUGAUAGCUUAUAUGUAUCCAAUAGCAAUCACAGGUCAAGUUUCAGAGACAGAGCGUUAAGAUUGCCUCUGACAGAUAACCACAGUUUCUUAAAACAAAAGCAAGACCAGUAAAAAAAAUCUGGCCAGGGCAAUCAAAGACCAGCCAAACUGAAACUCCAAUUCAUAUAAGGAAAAAGCCUUUACAAUACAUUUUAUUUAUUUAUUUGAUUUGAUUUAUACCCCACCCUCCCCACAGAUGGGCUCAGGGUGGCUAACAACAUUCAAAAAAUACAUUAAGUCACAAAAACAUAAAAUCAAUAAUAAUUUUUUAAAAGUCAUUAAAAUAGUCCAGGAGCAGGCUAUUUAAACAAAUAUUGGGAGUCCAUAUACGGGCAUAGCAGAUGGCCGAGGGCAGCCCCAGGGCAGCCUUUCCCCAAGAGGAACUCUUGCCACAGCGGUUAGGCUACCACAGCUGUUAACACUGGCACAGGGCAAAGUCGUGUCUGUUUCUGGGAGGCUUUUUUGGGAUACCAAUGAAGGACAACUAAGUGUCAUUUUUUUAAAAAAUAACAGAAUCAGAGCAGAGUGAACUCAUACACACAUACACUGGUCAUUUGAUGGCUUGUAUGGAUAGAAUAGCUAACAUAGGGCCAAACUACAAGUGACGAAUGACACACGUUGGACACUUGUCAGCUUCCCUCAAGUUUUGAUGGGAAAUGUAGGCAGCUUGGCAGAAUGUUGGACAAGUGACAGUUGAAAAGUCCAUUGGACAGCAGUCGGAGAACCAAGCUGCAAGACCAGGACGCCUACAUUUCCCAUCAAAACUUGAGGGAAGCUGACAACUGUCCAACCUGUGUCAUUCGUCACUUGUAGUUUGGCCCAUAGAUCAAGCAUCAGAGGGUAUAUAAGGAUUUUCUCACACAACAAAAUAUCUCUGCCCCCACCAUGACCUCCCAAUGGUGCUUCUACUCUUGCAGAGUUCUGGUAUUCUUCAGAAUGAGAUGCUAUUAUGGCUGGAUCUAAGAGCUGCAUCCAUUGUGCACUUUCUCACCCCAACAAAUAUAGGUGCGAGCAGGGCUUUUUUUCAGUGGGAAUGCGGUGGAACGGAGUUCUGGCACCUCUUAAAAAUGGUCACAUGGCUGGUGGCCCCGCCCCCUGAUCUCCAGUGAGGGCAAUCUAAACUCCCCUCUGUCUGGAGAGCAGGGGGUGGGGCCACCGGCCAUGUGUCCAUAUUCGCCAAGGCAAUUUAAACUUUAAAAAACUCCUGCCUUGUUCCAGCUGACCCAAAGUGAUGCCACCACCUCUUUCCCCCCCCAAAAAGCUCUGGGUGCUAGAAAAACAUUUGCUUCCCUUUCUGUUGGAAUAACAAUCUGGUCAGAAUUCUGUUUGCAAAAGCAAUCCAAUCGCAGUUGGUGCUUCAUGGGGAAACUAAGAUGCAUGUAGCCAUAACACUGCGGGGACAGGUAUGAAUAGCACAAAUUAAAUAGUUGGGAUUUCUACCCUCGAGAUAAAAGCUUGACUUAUCCAUCUUGCUGUGAUGCUGCAAGAAUAUAUUAGUUUAAUGCAAGCUGAACAAAUAACAGGAGCACGUCAAGAUUCUGAGAACUGGCAGCCCAAUACAAACCGUUUUGUUAUGUACCACUGAUCUUCAUGGGGCUUACUUUCAAGCGACAUGAAGCCUGUUUCUUGUAGGGCCUUAGUAAACCUUAAACAGCAAAUUGUGUGAAUAGUUUUAAUGCUACCCAAAUAUGAGUCUUCUUCCAGAGCAAAAAAAAAAAAAUCUGGAGAAACUGUACCAGCGUCUUGUCCUAAGGACAGGACCUUCCUCUUUGCUAUCUGAGCUUGUUAAUAUAUUACAUUUUGGUGAUAUGAGCAUCUAACAAUCCACGUGGUUGUAAUUAUCUUAUAAAUCUGAGUUCAGUGUCAGAAUCUGGUACCUUGUGGGAAGGAAGGACAAGUCUUUAAUUCUAUUUGAAAAUGAUACAGGCCGUAUCUGGAAAAAGUUCAGCAUAGAAAAGAAGUGGAUGGAGCUUCCAUAAAUCAAUGACAGGACUCAGUCAUUCCACUGAGCUUGCCAGCUCUCUUCUUCUUCUUCCCCAUUUCCACACUGCCCAAAGGGUGCUAUUUCCCUUUUCUAGCCAUAUUUCUGAUCGUGUCAUUUCAUAACUUAAUGAAGUUUUGCAUUCAGAACAAAGUAUACAAAUUGAGUAAGAUUUAAUGCAAAAUUCUUCCGUUCGUUGCCCUCAUUCUAGCCAAAGUCUUUGGGUUCCCUGGCAGUACAACCAGACUUCUUUAAUGAAGAGUUACUCUAGUUCCUAUAAGAGUUACUGUUAGUUCCUAUAAUUACAAUGAAACAUAAAACAUACCCUAUCAAGGAAGCCGCAGACAGUUUAGCCCUGUGAUGUGUGAACGUUAUCAUAUCAUCUCUUUGCUCUGAAUGGUUUGUCCAUAAGAUUACUUGCAUAUUCGCUGGUAAGUCUUGGGCUAUUUAAGAAUAGACUAUUAAGUUUUAUGGCCUCGGAGAUAUCAAAAUGACUUUGCAUUAUUACUGGGUUCAGGGCUAGAAGCAAACAAUACUGCUCUGGUCUUGCACUGUGAUUUUUACUGCUAACCAUAGGCAUUUGAAGCCAUGAGUAAAGGAACUUCAUAAGCAUAAUCUUGGCAACAGCCAAGAAUUUAGUGGCAUACUGUUUGAUUUCAUCCAUCCAAAAUAUCUGGAUAAACAGAAAUAGGGGCCAGGUAGGAAAUGGGGACUUGUGGGACCACAGGGGGCUCGCUAGUGACAUCAUUCUUGUUACUGGUGAUGCACUGACAUCAUUCCCAUGUGCCAGGAAGUGAUGUCUGCAUGUCACCAGGGGAUGCUCUGGUAUUUGGGAAAAACUCUAUGGUUUAACUUGACAUCACUUCCAGGCACACUGGGAAUGAUGUCAGUGCAUUAGGAUGCUGCCAAUGUUCCCUCUCCAUGUCCUGCCAUUGUUUCCCCAGCUGGUGAGCUUCGUUGCAGUGGGAAACACCCAUUGGAGGCAGGGUAUCCCCCACCCUGACCAGGGAGUUGGAAAAUCUGAUCAGAAACUUGGAAAUACAGAAUGCUUAGGGCAUUCAUUCACAUUACACUUCUAAUCUGCACAAACAAUAAUAAAAUGCAUAUAAAUAGCAUAGGAGAGGUCCAAAUGUGAACUAAACCGUAAUGUGUAAAAAUUUUCUUAGUUCUUAUUUUACCAGCAGACUUUAAUUAUGUUUUGGAUUCUGAUAAAGGUUUAGUAUUAGUGAUUCUGUUAAACCCCAUGACCAGCAACUAGUUUUACAAGGACUCUAAGUUGGACUUCCAUCAUUUUCCACACACCUCUGGUACCUUCAGAUUGUCAGCUAGGGGUCAGUUAAUACUCCUUUGGAGUAUUGAUACUUCUUUGGAGUAUUAACUGUAAUGCAAGUUGACCUUGUAUUACAGUUGCCAAGUCCAUGUUGGGAAAUUCCUGGAGAUUUGAGGGAGGAACCAAGAGAGAGGAGAGCCACAGCAGAGUAUAAUGUCAUAAAGUCCACCCUCCACAACAGCCAUUUUCUCAAGGGGAGACAUCUCUGUUACCGGGAGAACUAUUUUAUUUUAUUUUAUUUAUACCCUGCCUUUCUCCCCAAUGGAGACCCAAACUGGCUCACAUUGCAUUCUCCUCUCCUCCAUUUUAUUGUCACAACAACCCUGUAAGGUAGGUUAGGCUGAGAGAUCAGCUGUAAUUCCAGGAGAUCCCCAGGCCUCACCUGCAGGUUGGCAACCCUACCUUGCGUUGAAGUCCCGCAUAAUACUAAAAUUAUUUCUUGUGAUCACAAUGCCGUCACUGCAACUUCCUUUUAAAAAUGGGGAAAUAAUUAAAAAAACAUUUUCACACAUCUUUACCGUUGCGCAAAAUCGCGCAAAACUUACAGAACAACGGCGUCUUCAUGGCACGAUAUUCCAUCAUGAUUCCGUUUCGUGGCACAAUGACAUCAAAAAUCGCACCACGAAGACGCUGUCAUUCCGUGAGUUUUGCACGACGGUAAAGAUGUGUGAAAACAGCCUAGAUUUUGUUCGUAGCACAAUUUCUGUGUAACAUUUUAUGCCUCCCCUCAAACGGCAGGAAUACUAGAUGAUCUCUUUUGGAGUCACAGAGGACAUGUAUCCUUUUGGCCUCUUUAUUAAAGGAAGUAAAUAUUAACUAAGGCUUUGUGAGGAUUGUGUAGGUUACGCCACUGAGGAUUAGAUGAGAGAACAGCAUGGUACAUUAAGAUGAAAAAUGGUCUUGUGGGUGCUAGAUAGACUGAUAGAUCCAGGUGCUUGCGGCUGAAUGUUAUGGUCAUCAUAUUGCUUCAAAAUGGCUUUAGGGGCUUAAUAUGAAAAGAGUCACAUAGUGGUGUGUAUAAUAUAUGCAAGAGCGGGGGGGAUAUUUGCUUCCGCAUCUCUCUUGUAAUUAAAAUACAGUUAUCAGAGUCUAACUCUUCUACUCAGAGAUUUGUAUAUCUUUGUGUAAACAUUCCCUUGGCCUACUUUUGUCGCACACUGUGCAAUGGAGGACCUCGUGCUGUAGGUAGACAAUGAAAAGCUCUACAAAGAACUCCAACCAAGGCUGCAGCCUGCCUUCAUCGCUGGAUAGGGCUCCCCUGUUUUCAGAAAGAUAAUGAAUGUUUUAAAAACUGUCAUUAUCAAAACUUUCUCGAGCCUUUUCAUCUGCAUGUCUCCUACAGUCUCUCAGUUGUUAGCAUUAGAAACAUAAAUAUGAAUAGUUGUUUAGAAGCUUUUUAAAAUAAAUAGUAACUUGCUUAAGUUAUCCCUGUGCUGGUAUUAUCCUUAAAGUAUAAUGGUGAUUGCCAUCUUGAAAAAUCCUCCAGAGGGAAUUUUAUGUAGGAGAACUUGGUAGAGGUUUGGUGCUCUUGGGGAACAGAAGCUGCCAUUUAUAUUUUUUUAACCAGAAAUUUUCCUGUUCUAAAAAGAUGUGCUUAUUCUCCCAUAUAUUAAAAGGCCUGGGGUUCUGGGAAAAUAUUUAGACAGGAUGAACUGGUGAUUCAUAUAUAGGGUUCCCAGGUGCCUGCUGGUGGUGGACAAACUCCCAGUGGUUUGCACCCUUGCCCGCUGAUCUGCCAAUGAUCAGCAGGAGGUGGCAAGCCCCGUGGAGGUUGCCCACCACUGGCAGGCAUCCUAAGAGCACGUGCAGUUUGCGCACUCCCAAGCGGUGCAACAGUUCCACCCCAGCCGCAGGAGCAUUGCUGCGCUUCGUUUGGGGCUGAUUUGGGCCGCAAAUGGGCUGAAUCAGCCCUGCAUGGAACGCUGGCAUGAUGACAUCACUUCUGGGGGUGAUGUCAUCAUGCAGAUGCUGGAGCGUGCAUGAAAAGCAGCACAUCACUGGCAUAAGAUUAAUGCCAGGUUGCCCCCCCUCCUGCUAGGAGGAUAGAGGGACCUGACAACCCUAUUCAUAUAGGGCUGUGGGUCCACUUGGGUUAUGGCCUCAACAUCAACAGCAAUGUAGGAAGCUGGGUAAUAAGUUCAGUGGGGCCAGAUAUCUAAGGAAUGAGCAGCAACAGCCAAUGUGACUUGGAGGCCUGAAUUUGCCGACAGGUAUGAAGGGAAAUAACAGGGCGCCCCACUGGUCUCUGCGAGGGAAGCUUGCUUAGGAGAAUGGCCAACAGGCAAGGAGGAAAAUGCCCUGCCCCUUAAAUAGAGAUUUAAUGCAUGGAAACAGGCAGCUGAAACUUUUCAGGAAAUAGAGGUAAAUAACAUGCUAUUAAGCCUCUGUUAAAGGGACAGACAUUUUCUCCAGGCUAUUUGGCAAUGCUGUUGCUUGUGUGUCAACAAGAAGGUUAAAAAGGUGUUGACAAGCCAAGUUGGAUGAAAGAGCUGCAAAGUACAGAGGCAGAUCAAGGUGGUGUGGCAUUUUAGCAUGUUGCCUAACAGACCUGGAAAUUUUUAAAAUCCCCUUUUAAGAAACCAGUCUCAGGAUCACACCUGCUAAAAUUUUCUCUGUAACACCACUACUAAAGGCAUUGGCUACUAAAGGCAUUGGCACGCACACCACUAGAAAUCGCUGCUCUACAUAACUUGCUUACUUAGCCCUUUUGGAUACCGUUUUAUUUUCCUCUUUUCUGCUUGUGUCACAAUAACAUGGAAACUGUUGGGUUCUCUGGUAAGAAUUUCUGGCUUUGGAAGAUUCGCCUUGUGGGUCCUUUCUGGCCCCCUAUAAUUCUAUAAUCUAAAGGCUUCCAAAUCCAUCAAUUUAAAAAUCAUUUGAAACAUUAAUUUCUGGAUGCUAAAAGAAUGAGAAUGGCUGGGUUUAUUCUCACAAACCUUUGUUCCAUUGGAGUUUAAAGUCAAGAUCAUUUAGGGUCUCGCCACAUGAGACAAAAUGUACUCGAAUUACAUGGGUAAUUCAAGUGUAUUUUGUAAUCCGAGUGUAAUUCGAGUGUAUUUUGUCUCAUGUGGUUUGACCCUUAGACUCCUGGGCUAAUAAGAACUGGCCUUGCAAGACAACAGCCACAUUCAGCGCUCCCAACACAGAGAGUGCUUAUUCGUGGAUCCCAAACAAACUCCCAAACCGUACACAUCUGUUUCACCUCAGUAGUGUUUUAAAUUCUUUGAACUAAGGAGAGUGGUUUUACUGUCCAGAUACUUCCUCCUGUAAAGAAUUCCUCUGUGGCUAUUGCUUUUAAACAACAGCUUCCUCUCCUCAGCUCAAUAGCUAGCAGAAGAGUUUCUGUCUCUUGAAAGCACAUAACGGUUGUAAAGGGAAUUUGUCUGAGCCACAUCCAUUGCUUUUAGCUCUCUAGUGGCCCCAAGCGGCGUGAAGGGGAGUAGCACCCUUAUUUAAUUUCACAGCUGGUUCUUCUACCAAGCGCUUGGGGCUAAGUCAUAUGCAUUCACACACUUUGUUGGAUGUCCCAAGGAUAAGGAGGCCAACUUACAUACUUGAGAUAGGGCCAAACUACAGGUGAUGCCUGACACAGGUUGGACACUUGUCAGCUUCCCUCAAGUUUUGAUGGGAAAUGUAGGCAGCUUGGCAGAAUGUUGGACAAGUGACAGUUGAAAAGUCCAUUGGUCAGCAGUCGGAGAGCCAAGCUGCAAGACCGGGAUGCCUACAUUUCCCAUCAAAACUUGAGGGAAUUAACAGAUGGUUAAUUAACUCAGUGCUAUCUCAACUAUGCCUCUGGGGUUGCCAACUCUAGGUUAGGAAAUUCCUGGAGAUUUGAGGGUGGAGCCAGGGGAGGGCAGGGGUUGAGGUGGGGAGGGACUUCAGCUGGGUGUAAU